GAAGUGUCCUCAAGAAUUGGCGGGAGCUCCUAAGGCCAGGGACAGUGGGGCAGCCUAUACCAAGGACGGCUGACUGGCACCAUGAUGCCAACUAAUGAUUAACUUGCUGCGGAAUGAGUCAUUUCUCUCCGCUACGUGAAGUUUUCGCAGAACUCAUACAAUUGCGAGUUUUCGUCCUCCUUGCUUAAGGCUGGAGCCCGCUCUUUUGCGGAGGGCGCUUGAUCGGCUCUCCUUCCCUGACCUCGCGUGAUCAGGUUUUAAAGCCUGGCUUCUUGGAAUUGCUGGGAAACGGUGGCCAAGCCGGGUGGGAACAGGAAGUGAGCGCACUCCCGGAGCCGCGGGCCCGGCGUGGAGCCUUCGAAAGCAAAAGUUAGCAGCUGCGCGGGCAUCGCAGAUCUUCUCCCCGAGCCGCUCGCCCGGGUCCCCGGAGCUGUGACCGACAGGCGAGCCUCGGAGCUGUGACUCUGCGAUCAGCUGAAUUGUAUGGACAAACCACCACGCUUUAAAAAAUAAUAUCUGCAUAUAUCACCCUGAACAGCCAUAGAAAAGAAGGGCGCAUUCCUGUUCUCACUCCUUCAUCCCCACCCUGGUCCUUCAGGCCACACAGGGGACAAUAUUUAUCAUGAGGUCCCCACCCUCCUACCUCGCGAAAGGAAUGGAUUUCAGCAGCUGCCUUUACAAUAUCUCCGAACAGCUGGGCAGUAAUGAAGUGGCCGCCCUCAAGUUUCUGUGUUUGGACUACAUACCACCGAAGAAGCAGGAGCCCAUCAACGAUGCCCUGAUGCUAUUCCAGGGGCUGCAGGAGAAGGAAAUGUUGGAGGAAGGCAAUCUGUCCUUCCUGAAGGAGCUGCUUUUCCUCAUCUGUCGGUGGGACCUGCUGACCCACGUCCUAAACAGCAGUAAGGAGGAGAUGAAGAAAGAGUUGUAUGAUCUAGACAAAGCUCAGGUUUCUGCCUACAGGGUAAUGCUCUUUAAGCUCUCAGAAGAAGUGAGCGAUUCAGAGUUGAAAGAGUUUAAGUUUUUUUUGGAAAGGAAGAUCCCCAAAUGUAAGCUGCAUGAUAACUCGAGCCUGCUGGAUGUUUUUGUGGAAAUGGAGAAGAGGCUCAUCCUGGGGGAAGACAACUUGGACACCCUGAAGUCAAUCUUUGACCGUGUCAAGAAGAGUCAGAUGCGGUAUAUCGAAGAGUUUGAAGAAUCAAACAGAGAAAGAAGAAUGAGCCUGGAAUGCAGGGCAGAGGCGUCAGGUUCAUUUUCGGAUGGGCAGAGCUGCAUGAGAAUGCAGGAAAUGUAUGACUCCCUAAAAGAAGAAGACAGCAACUCCCAGGUAUCAGAUAGAAUAUAUAAAAUGCAGAGCAAACCUCGGGGAUACUGUCUGAUCGUCAACAAUAACGAUUUCAGCAUGGCGCGGCAGAACCUACCCAGACUCCGCAGGAUGAGGGACAGGAAAGGAACAGAACUUGAUGAAGACGCGUUGACUGAGACAUUUCAAAAGCUUCAUUUUGAGGUCGUGUCUCACAAAGACUGCACAGCCAGUGAGAUUCAUGAGAUCCUAAGAGUCUUCCAAAGCAUGGACCAUGAGAACAAAGACUGUUUCAUCUGCUGCAUCCUCUCCCACGGAGACAAGGGCAUCAUCUACGGCACCGAUGGGAAGGAAGCCUCCAUCCGUGAGCUGACAUCGUAUUUCACUGGUUCAAAGUGUCCUUCUCUGGCUGGAAAACCCAAAGUCUUUUUCAUUCAGGCUUGUCAAGGGGAUAACUUCCAGAGAGCUGUACCCGUUGAGACCGACUUGGAAAAGGACAACUACUUAGACAUGGACUCAUUACCUCAAAAGAACUAUAUUCCAGAUGAGGCUGACUUUCUGCUGGGGAUGGCUACUGUGAAACAUUGUGUUUCCUACCGAGAUCCCAUGCACGGAACCUGGUACAUCCAGUCACUUUGCCAGAGCCUGAGAGAACGAUGUCCUCUAGGCGACGAUAUUCUCAGCAUCCUGACUGGCGUGAAUUAUGAUGUGAGCAAUAAGGACGACAGGAGGAACAUGGGGAAGCAGAUGCCCCAGCCCAUCUUCACGCUACGGAAGAAGCUGUUCUUCCCUCUCAACUGAUGUGUGCUCCACGUGGAUGACACUCGGUUAAUCUAUGCACCUUUUGUUUGGGGGU
This is a messenger RNA of Myodes glareolus (Bank vole), 2156 nucleotides long. NCBI's taxonomy places the organism in Eukaryota, Metazoa, Chordata, Mammalia, Rodentia, Cricetidae. The record is from RefSeq and is a predicted model, not a curated record.